AUGAGGAGUAAGCAAUGUAGAAAUAUUUUCCAUAUUCAUUUAUUUAUUCAUUUUUCUCUCCCCCUCUCUUUAUUCCUUCAUUCCUUUUCUCCACCCCCCUCUCUUUAUUCCCUUCAUUCCUUUUCUCCACCCCCCUCUCUUUAUUCCUUCAUUCCUUUUCUCCACCCCCCCUUUUAUUCCUUCAUUCCUUUUUCUCCACCCCCCCCCCUCUUUAUUCCUUCAUUCCUUUUCUCCACCCCCCCCUCUUUAUUCAUUCCUUUCUCCCCCCCUCUUUAUUCCUUCAUUCCUUUCUCCACCCCCCUCUCUUUAUUCCUUCAUUCCUUUUCUCCACCCCCCCUCUCUUUAUUCCUUCAUUCCUUUUCUCCACCCCCCCCCUCUUUUAUUCCUUUUCUCCACCCCCCUCUUUUAUUCCUUCAUUCCUUUUCUCCACCCUCCUCUCUUUAUUCCUUCCUUCUUAUUCUCUUUCUCUCACACCUCCUCUUUUUUAUUCUCUCUCAUACCUCCACUUUCUUCUUUCUCUCAUACCUCCUCUUCUUUCUCUCAUACCUCCUCUUUCUUCUUUCUCUCUUACAUCCUCUUUCUUAUUCUCUUUCUUUCUUACAUCCUCUUUCUUCUCUUUCUCUCAUACCUCCUCUUUCUUCUUUCUCUCAUACAUCCUCUUUCUUCUCUUUCUCUCUUACAUCCUCUUUCUUAUUCUCUUUCUCUCUUACAUCCUCUUUCUUAUUCUCUUUCUUUCUUACAUCCUCUUUCUUAUUCUCUUUCUUUCUUACAUCCUCUUUCUUAUUCUCUUUCUUUCUUACAUCCUCUUUCUUAUUCUCUUUCUUUCUUACAUCCUCUUUCUUAUUCUCUUUCUUUCUUACAUCCUCUUUCUUUCUCUCUCAUUCUCUUUCUUUCUUUCCUCAUUAUAUCAGAAACGACUAA
Acanthosepion pharaonis is the source of this 921-nucleotide messenger RNA. The record is from the annotation of a GenBank genome assembly. NCBI's taxonomy places the organism in Eukaryota, Metazoa, Mollusca, Cephalopoda, Sepiida, Sepiidae.